AGGGCUCCGGUCGCUGGGACCGCGGAGCGCUGCCGGUGCCUGGGGCUGACUGCAGCGCUGCUCCUCCGCGGCGCGACAAGGCGGAUCCUCGCUCUGCACCCUGUCUGGGGUUCCCCAUCCGUUUGCGGCCAUGAGUAGCGAAUUCCUGGCGGAGCUGCGUUGGGAGGAUGGGUUCGCCAUCCCGGUGGCGAACGAGGAGAACAAGAUACUGGAAGGUCAGUUGUCAAAGCUGCAGGAUGAAAGAGCAAGCUUGCAAGAUCAGUUACAUGACUAUGAAGAUCGAAUAAAUGCUAUGACUUCUCACUUCAAAAAUGUUAAGCAAGAGUUCUUAUUUACACAGUGUCUCUAUAAGGCAAGGGAGCAUGAGAUUGAAAGUGAAGAACAUUUUAAGGCCAUUGCUCAAAGAGAAUUGGGACGAAUGAAAGAUGAAAUCCAACGACUGGAAAAUGAGAUGGCUUCAAUCCUGGAAAAGAAAAGUGAUAAAGAAAAUGGCAUAUUUAAAGCGACUCAAAAAUUGGAUGGUUUGAAAUGUCAAAUGAACUGGGACCAGCAAGCAUUGGAGGCCUGGUUGGAGGAAUCAGCUCGUAAAGAUAGUGAUGCCCUUACUCUUCAGAAGUAUGCACAAAAAGAUGAUAACAAAAUUAGGGCAUUGACCCUGCAACUGGAAAGACUAACUUUGGAAUAUAAUCAGAGAAGAAAGGUACUUGAUAACGAAUUUACCGAGACUCUAAGUGCACAGUUAGAGUUGGAUAAAGCAGCCCAAGAUUUUCGUAAGAUCCAUAACGAAAGACAAGAACUCAUUCAACAGUGGGAGAACACAAUAGAACAGAUGCAGAAGAGGGAUCGAGACAUAGACAACUGUGCUUUGGAACUAGCAAGGGUAAAGCAGGAGACAAGAGAAAAAGAAAAUUUGGUGAAGGAAAAGAUCACUUUUUUGGAAAAUGAGAUUGGGAAUAACACAGAGUAUGAGAAAAGAAUUUCUGCUGCUGAUCGUAAACUUUUAAAAUGUAGAACGGAAUAUCAGUACCAUGAAACCAGCAGAAGUCAGCUGAAGGAUGAGCUGGAUUCGUUAAAAGCCACUGUGAAUAGAACUUCCAGUGAUUUAGAAGCUAUAAGGAAAAAUAUUUCCAAAAUAAAGAAGGACAUUCAUGACGAAACAACAAGGUUACAGAAAAUUAAAAAUAAUAAUCAGAUCAUAAAUAAGAAAUUAAAGCAGAUAACCGAGAAAACUAUGACUGUGGAGGAGAAAGCUACCAACUUGGAAGAUAUGCUAAAGGAGGAAGAAAAAGGUGUAAAGGAAGUGGAUGUUCAGUUGAACCUCGUAAAAGAUGUGCUAUUUAAGAAAGUUCAGGAGUUACAGAAUGAGACAGUGAAAGAAAAAGCUAUUGUAUCAGAAAUUGAAGGAACGCGUUCCUCUCUAAAGCAUCUCAACCAUCAGUUACAUAGACUGGAUUAUGAAACCUUGAAGCAGCAAGGAAUUAUGUACAGUCAGGAUUUUUACAUUCAGCAAACAGAACGGAGAAUGUCACGGUUAAGGGGAGAAAUUAAUUCAGAAGAAAAACAAGCCCUUGAAGCAAAAGCCCUCGAACUUAAGAAGUCUCUGGAAGAGAAAAAGUCUACAGUUGGUCUUUUGGAAACACAGAUCAAGAAACUUCAUAAUGAUCUCUAUUUUAUCAAGAAGUCAAAAAGUAAAAAUUGUGAUGAAAAACAGUUCUUUAUGACCAAAAUAAAUGAACUAUCCCUUUUCAUCGAAGGAUCGGAGAAAGAACUUAAAAGGGCCAAAGCUUUUAAACAGGAUUUGAUGAUAGAGGACAAUCUUUUAAAACUUGAAGUUAAACGUACUCGAGAAAUGCUUCACAGUAAGGCAGAAGAGGUUCUUUCCCUUGAAAAAAGGAAACAGCAGUUGCACACAACUAUGGACGAGCGAACUGAAGAAAUUAAAGUUCACAGAGCAAUGCUUGCAUCACAAAUAAGACAUGUUGAUCAAGAACGGCAAAACAUAAGUGCUGAGUUUCAUGAGCGGCUAAGUAAAAUUGAUAAGCUGAAGAACAGAUAUGAAAUUCUUACUGUCGUUAUGUUGCCUCCUGAGGGAGAAGAGGAGAAAACACAGGCCUAUUAUGUAAUCAAGGCUGCUCAAGAAAAAGAAGAACUUCAAAGGGAAGGUGACAGUUUGGAUGCUAAGAUCAACAAAGCUGAAAAAGAAAUCUAUGCUCUGGAAAAUACCCUGCAAGUGCUGAACAGCUGUAACAACAGCUAUAAACAAUCUUUUAAAAAAGUAACUCCAUCUAGUGAUGAAUAUGAGAUAAAAAUUCAACUAGAAGAAGAAAAAAGAGCCAUUGAUGAAAAAUACAGAUACAAACAAAGACAAAUCAGAGAACUUCGAGAAGAUAUUCAGAGCAUGGAAAAUACAUUAGAUGUUAUAGAACAUUUAGUGAAUAAUGUUAAAGAAAAAGUAUCAGAGAAGCAGGCAUCUUCUCUUCAACUAAGUAAAGAAACCGAGGAGCAGAAGCCAAAAUUAGAAAGAGUGACUAAACAGUGUGCAAAACUCACAAAAGAAAUCCGUCUUCUGAAAGACACAAAAGAGGAAACACUAGAAGAGCAAGACAUAAAACUUCGCGAAGUGAAACAGUUUCACAAGGUCAUUGAUGAAAUGUUAGUUGGUGUCAUGGAAGAAAAUGCUGAAAUACGUGUUAUCCUUCAAACAUACUUUCAACAGAGUGGUUUAGAACUACCUACAGCUGGUACUAAAGGCAGUCAUCAGAGUUCUAGAUCUCCUUCACACACUUCGCUGUUAUCAGCAAGGUCAUCUAGGAGUACAAAUACAUCUGCUUCUCAGACUUCAAUUAAAAUAUUGGAGCUCAACUUCUCGGCCUCCUCUUCGCCAGCAGGCAGCACUUCUAGGCCAACCAGUGCUAGUAGUAGCUCUAGCACUGGUCAAAGCAAAAAGAGCAGCAAAUAGACAUUUUAAUCUCUUCUGAACACACUGUAGACACAAAAACAAAAACCUCAUACUUUAAAAUACAUGAUGACUAAACAUGUUUUAUCCAGUGGGAAGUAUAAAAACUGUCAGUUUAAAAAAGUUAAGUUGUUUUCUUAGUUUCUCUAUAUUUUCUUCAUACAGAAGGAAAACAAUAGCAGAUUCUUGGCAAGACUACGUGUUAUAUAAGCAUAGGGAAAAUGGUGUUUUUCACUGUGAUUUUGAUGUUUGCAAUGUUAGAAAAGAGUUUGCUUCAUCAUUUCACGAAAGUAUACUCACUUCUAAUGUAACAAUCUUCCAGGAAGGUAUUUCUAAAGAUUCACUGAACUAAUUAAGAGCUUGUGACAAUGUGAAAAUUCUCAUUUUCCCUAGAAGAUCCCCAAAUUAGGUUUUCUUUAUUCAAAGUAAUUAUCAGACUUUUGGGGGGGAAAAAGAUCUGUUAAAGGUAGUUUUUUCCUUUGGUAUAAUUUUUAACCAAAAAAUUAGCCUACCCCAAGAAAACAAUUGAUAAGAAACACUGUAUAUCAAGAAAAAAAUGCAUCUUAAAUUUCUAAGAACUGCUUCAUUCUGACUCUGAAAGAAAUCAAACACAUUAAAGAUUUGUCCUCAGAUACAGCCAGCCAAACAUAAAGAAUAAAUUUUGAAAUUUUGAUUUAAUAAACAAUUUAAAGCAAGCUAUGAUUUGACUUACAAUUGGAAUUUCAUAAAUUUACAGUGGAGGUAGACCACCAGAUUUAGUAGUUUUUCCAGUUAAUACUUUAUUAUAACAUGUGCCCAACACUUUGAACUCUUGGAAUGAAGUGUCGAAUGUUAUAAAACUGGAUUUCAAAUAAAUGUAUUCAAAU
Molecule: messenger RNA, 3822 nt
Organism: Carlito syrichta (Philippine tarsier)
Lineage: Eukaryota; Metazoa; Chordata; Mammalia; Primates; Tarsiidae
Gene: CCDC39
Product: coiled-coil domain containing 39
Exons: 20
Coding region: 131-2959 (942 amino acids)
Biological process (GO): inner dynein arm assembly; cilium-dependent cell motility; cilium movement
Cellular component (GO): axoneme
Source: RefSeq, a predicted model, not a curated record